GUGGAUUUAGAGAAUUUUAGAUGGUAGCACCGGCGGUUUGGAUAAUUUCAGACGGCAACACCGACGGUUUGUAGAGACGACAGCACCGACGGUCUGGAGAAUUUCAGAUGGCAGCACCAGAAACUGAGAGAGACCGUAGUGAGAUAAAUAAGAGUGGUUGGGAAAUAAGAGAGAUGGUAGUGACAGCUAUUAUGAUUGGUUGGAUGGAUAAUAAAUGAUGGGAGAGAAAGAUAAUGGGUCUGACCAUUUACCAGUUUUUUUGCAUUCAAAAUAUUGCCACGUUCCAAUGCUGUAACAAAAUAUGCCAUGGCUGAUAUACAAAUAGAAUUUUCCUUUACAAAUAACUAGUAAAAUGUCAUGCGGAUAUCCAAUUCCAAGUCAACUCUGAACAAAAUCUGCAGUGUCAUGAAAGAUUUACUUUGUGGAAUGCUUCCUUCUAGUUAGCAGAGUGAUAAUUCAUGUGAACUAAUCAAAAUUUUCUUCAAACCAUGACUUUCUUUCAAAUUUUUCUCUUCACCUAUGUUCUUAGCAGUUCUCCAAUCUUCACAACUUCCCAGCCUUUUGAUUAUCCAACAGCAACACUUUCAACUUCAUGGAUCAACAGCGUCUCUGCAAAUCAUUCUAUAGAUUUUACAGAUGGCUCAACAAUAAGGGCCAUCCUUCUGAGGGGAACGUUUGGUCCAAGAUAUGCCUGUGGGUUCUACUGCAAAGGGAAUUGUGAAACUUAUCUCUUUGCCAUUUUUAUUGUUCAAACGAACAGUGGUGGAGGUAUUACUUCUCCCAGCAUAGGAUUCCCGCAGGUUGUCUGGUCUGCUAAUCCAAACAAUCCAGUUCGAAUCAAUUCAACUCUGCAGCUCACAUAUAAUGGCGAUUUGGUCUUGAAAGAUGUUGAUGGCACUUUGGCAUGGUCUACAAACACUGCAAGGAGGUCUGUCGCUGGCUUAAAUUUGACCGAAAUGGGAAACCUUAUUCUAUUCGAUGAAAAUGAAUCUGUGGUUUGGCAGUCGUUUGAUCAUCAUACUGAUUGUUUGGUUCCAGGACAGAGAUUGAAAUCAGGGCAGAAUUUAACAGCUAGUGUUUCAUCAUCUAAUUGGACUCAAGGAGGUAUUUAUUUGUCCAUGACUAAUCAGGGUUUAAUUGCAUCUAUAAGAUCUAAUCCUCCUCAAGUCUAUUUUGAAUAUGGGAUUACUAAUGUUAAACUAAGUUAUGCUAUGUUUAUAAAUGGAAGUCUGGAUUUAUAUACGAACUCUACAGAGACCAGUCCCUUGGCCAAGAUUGACAUUCCUCCAGCCAGUUCAGCCCAGUACAUUAAAUUGGAUUAUGAUGGGCAUCUUAAAAUUUUUGAAUGGCUGACAGGAUGGAAGGAGGUGGCUGACAUUACUACAGGUUAUCUUGGUGAAUGUAACUACCCAAUGGUUUGUGGAGAAAAUGGAAUUUGCUCAAAUGGGCAGUGUAGUUGUCCCACAUCGACCACGGAUUCAGCAAACUAUUUUAAGCUGAUUGAUGGUAGGCAACCUAAUCUUGGUUGUUCUCAAGUCAUCCCUCUUACUUGUGAUGCUUCAAAAUUUCACAAGUUUUUAGAUCUUGAUGAAGCCACUUAUUUCACCUUCACUGCAGACAUUAGUAGUACAAACAUUAAUCGUUGUAAAGAAGCAUGUUUAAAAAACUGUUCCUGUAAAGCUGCGAUUUUUCGUUAUGGCUCAAACUCUUUUGAUGGGGACUGCUAUUUACCAUCUCAGAUAUUUUCACUGAUGAACAAUGAGAAGGACAAGAGCCAUUACAAUUCCACUAUAUCUAUCAAAGUGCAGGUUCCUCCGAGUGCAAUACCGCCUUCAGUAGAUUUGUCUCCUGCCUCUGCUACCAAGGGAAAGAAGAGUCCUCUUGGCGCUAUAUUAGGAUCCGGUAUAGGAAUUUUAUUGGCAACUGUUGCAAUUGGAAUUUUAGUUUUCAUUAUCUGGAAGAAAAGAAAAAAUCUAAGGGAAGAAAUAGAGGAGGACUUUUUAGAUCAACUACCUGGAAUGCCAACCAGAUUUUCAUUUGAAGACUUAAAAAAUGCCACAGAGAACUUCAAUAAAAAGCUUGGUGAGGGAGGAUUUGGUUCAGUAUUUCAGGGAACUCUAAAGGAUGGCACUGAAAUCGCAGUUAAAUGUCUUGAUGAAAUGGGGCAAGUUAAAAAAUCCUUUCUAGCUGAGGUUGAAACUAUUGGUAGCAUUCACCACGUCAACUUGGUUAGGCUAAUUGGAUUCUGUGCUGAUAAAUCUCAUAGGCAUUUAGUUUAUGAGUAUAUGAAGAAUGGAUCGCUAGAUAAAUGGAUAUACGGAAGAACCACUGCAACUCCUCUUGAUUGGAAACGCAGAAAAAAGAUCAUUCUUGACAUAGCAAGGGGAUUAUCCUACCUCCAUGAAGAGUGCAGGCAAAAAAUUGUUCAUUUGGAUAUCAAGCCCCAGAACAUUCUUCUUGAUGAGAAUUUUAAUGCUAAAUUGUCUGAUUUUGGACUUUCUAAACUGAUAGAUAGGAACCAAAGCCAAGUUGUGACCAACAUGAGAGGUACUCCCGGCUAUCUUGCUCCUGAAUGGCUAAGUUCAGUCAUAACAGAGAAAGUAGACGUUUAUAGCUUUGGUAUUGUGAUCCUCGAAAUUUUGUGUGGUAGGAGAAAUUUUGAAAAAUCCGAGCCUGAGGAGGAAAGACAUUUACUGAGUCUUUUCAAGACAAAAGCACAGAAUGGACAAUGGUUAGAUUUGAUUGACAAACACUCCGAAGAUAUGCAGUCUCAUGGAGGAGAAGUUGUGGAGAUGAUGCAGGUUGCUGUUUGGUGUUUACAAGGUUAUUAUGCCAACAGACCUUCAAUGUCAACGGUGAUCAAGGUCUUGGAGGGUGUUAAAGAUGUUGAGAAAGAUUUAGACUAUAACUUCGUGAGCCCAGAGAUUGCAACAAACAGAAUCCCAGAAGUUGAUUCUCGAGAUGCAACUCCAUUGCUCCCUUCAACUCUAUCAGGACCACGGUGAAUCAUGAAAUUCUUGUAGCUUUCAAUGUAGUAAUGCAAUGUCUUAUCCCGCUAAUCUCGUGGAAGUUAAUUUCCUGCCUAGUUUUCUGCAAAACUCAAGAAUAAGAGUUGCUCAUUUUCCUCGUAAGUGUUUACUCUGACCUUCAAAUUGUUCCUGGAUUUCUCAAGUUUGUAGCUGUUAUAUACAAGUUAUGAGACUCGAUUUUUAUCCAAGUCUAGUGUAAAAAAUAAUCUUA
Molecule: messenger RNA, 3240 nt
Organism: Olea europaea var. sylvestris
Lineage: Eukaryota; Viridiplantae; Streptophyta; Magnoliopsida; Lamiales; Oleaceae
Product: G-type lectin S-receptor-like serine/threonine-protein kinase SD2-5
Exons: 1
Coding region: 489-3005 (838 amino acids)
Biological process (GO): protein phosphorylation
Molecular function (GO): protein serine/threonine kinase activity; ATP binding
Source: RefSeq, a predicted model, not a curated record